Messenger RNA from Linum trigynum, 1346 nucleotides. NCBI's taxonomy places the organism in Eukaryota, Viridiplantae, Streptophyta, Magnoliopsida, Malpighiales, Linaceae. The record is from the annotation of a GenBank genome assembly.
AUAAACCACAAGAUUAAUUGAAAGUUUCUUCCUCGUCAACUAAGUUUCUUCACUCUCCACUCCAUAAUAUCAACUUCAUUCUAAACAAUUAGAAAGAACAAAUUAUACAUGUCUCACAAACAUAAAGAAUAUUACAAUUUAAAGGAAGAUAUAUUACUUAGAAUAUUAAAUAUACCGGAAAAGUAAUUACAUGUGUGUGGGCGGGUACCCAUGGGGCGGGUUUACCUAAACCCAACCCGGUGAAUAGUGUAGCGGGUUUAAACCCGAACCCGACCCAAAACCCGUCAACACGAAUUUUACCCGCAUUGACCGGGUUGGGUCGGGUGGGUACCCGUGGGUUCGCGUUUUGUUGCCAUUCCUACUAUAUGACCCGAUUGAAAAAAAUCUUAUUCCCAAAAACCCUUCCGCCUCUCUCAUCCUUCUCCUGAUCUCCUCCGCCUCCACGCCUUAUGCUACUCCCUCUCUUCCUCCAUCUUCAUGCCACCAAGUCCAGGGGAUCAGAUUGUCUCUGUUGGUGGUUCACAAGGAGCGCCCUUUCACCUUCCAAUCGCCCAUCCUCCCUCAGAUCAACAGCUUCCUCUCAACCGCACUCCCCCACCACAGUUGACCCGAGGUUCACAAUGGCUCUUUCUUCAAUUAGUUCUACAUGUCCAUAUACAUAGGCGCUAUAGUGGCUUCGUCGGUGCUGGUGUGGGUUCAGAACAACGUCGGGUGAGGCAGUUUGGGAUCCCGGCAGUGGCAAUGGCGGUUGCGGUGGCGACUUCUUCUCCAGAACACGAUUAUACAGAAAGAUGUUUUUGAAUUCGGAAUCGAACUUCACCCAAACCCAAUUGAUGGCGGCGGCGGGUUAGCAGGGGUUCCUGAACCCUCGUAACACACAACGAGUGGAAAGUUGAGGCCACCGUCGCUGUCGACCGGUAGAGCUUGAUUAAGGAGGAUGCGGCGGAUUUGAUUAGAGAUGCUUCGUUGAAUGGCCGGAAAGAGCUUCGAGUUCUGGGUGAAGUUGAAGCAUACUGCUCUGCUUUUCCUUGCCGUUUUGGCGACUUGAUCCAACCCGUGAUCUGCUCAGGGGAGAGCCUCUACUUCCUCACCGCCAGUGGCAACGUCUUCCUCUUUGCUUCCACUCCCAGAAGGGGGUGAUCGCCGUCAAUCUGGUCGCCAAGAGGCUGAGGAAAAUCCCGCCCAGAGACAUCGAGAAUAGUGAGGAGGUGGAGAGAUUUGGGGAUCGGGAUUUUUUUCUCAGACGGAGGCGAAGGGUUCGGGUCAUUGGUUGGGUUAGGUUAGUCUGGGUAUCCGAUGUGGCGGGUCAGAUAUAAAUUGUUUUGGAUUAAAAUAGGUUGAUGGGA